AUGGACACAAACAAAGUAUAUCUACCCAAAAAUAUAACGCUACCCUGUAAGUUAAAAUGGGCGGUAGAUGAUAAUUCUAUGGUUAGUUCAAACCAAAUAAUUGCUUUUAUUAUUGAGACUAAAAAUGAGAAUAUAAAUGUUCAAAAUGAUGAGUUAAUAAACAAUAAUAAUAAUUCACAAAAUACUAAUCAACAUAAUUUUGAUCACAGUACAAAUGAACAGAAUAAUGCAAAUAAAUGUAUUAACAGUAUAGGCACUUUAAAUGAUGAAAAUGUGAAAAAUAAGGAAAAUGAAAUAUAUGCCGAAAAUACUAAAAAUGAUCCAAAUUAUCAGAAAAUUGUAAAUAGCCAAAAUAAUGUCAUAAAUUUUAUACUAAAUAGUAGAAACACGCGUGAGAUUAAAGAGAGUAAUCAUAUAUUCUUACGAUGUAAUAAUAGCGGUAGAAUAAAUAUUUUAAAAAAAAAUAUAAGCCCUCAAAAAGAUGAAUAUGUAUAUAUUGACAACCCUAAUGAAUUAUUAUGUGAAAUUAAUGAUGAGGAAUGUAAACAUGAAAUAAUAUUUUCAGGAUUAUGUGCAAAUUGCUUUAUGAAUCAAGAAGAAAUAAAUAAAAAUAAAAAUGAAAAAUAUUUUUUAUCACCUGGCUUUAUAACAAAUGAAAAAAAAUUAUUUAUAAAUACAGAUAAAGCUAUUGAUCUAGAAAAGGAAAGAAUACAAAAUAUUAUAAAUAAUAAAAAAUUAUGUUUAGUUUUAGAUUUAGACAAUACAUUAUUGCAAGCUUCUUUUUGUAUUCAUUCUGUUCAUAUUGAAAAAGAUGUAAUAAAUAUAACGACUGAUUUUGAUGACGACGAUUUUGUACAAAUGUAUAACCACUCAAGAGAUGAAAACCGACCUAGUGAUAAUAAUCCUGAAAAUGGAGAAAUAAAUAUUAAAACAGAGAAUGGUCCAUUAAACGAUGGUAAAGAUUGUUAUAAAAAAUUAUAUAACAUUCUAAAUCAGGGAAUAGAAAAAGAUGAAAUAAAUUCUGAAAUGUUAAAAUUUUUUUUUAAUACAAACAAAAAAAAAAACAAUAAACUAGAAAAUGAUGUUUACCAUGAUAUAAAAAUGAGCUAUGAAGAGUAUCUUAGCUUUUUAGCUAAAAUUAAUACAUUAAAUUUAUUAAAAUAUAAUGGAAAAUAUAUACAUUAUGAAGAUUUAAAUGAUGAAGCCAUAAAAGCAAAAAUAAAAAAAUUCGAAUCAUCAGUGUUAAAAACAACUGUAAAAUACGACAAAGGAUUAUAUACUAUAUAUUAUAAAUUAAGACCAGGUGUAAUUGAAUUUUUACAAAAAAUGAAUCAAAAAUAUGAAAUAUAUUUAUAUACAAUGGGAACAAUAGAGCAUGCUAAAUCAUGCUUAUUUUUAUUAGAUCCAUUAAAAAAAUUUUUUGGUAAUAGAAUAUUUUCAAGAAAAGAUUGUACAAAUGGAAUGAAACAUUUAAAUCGAAUUCUUCCAACAUAUCGAAGUAUAUCUAUUUGUGUUGAUGAUAGUGAAUAUAUUUGGAAAGAAACAAAUUCGUGUAUUAAAGUUCAUGCAUAUAAUUAUUUUCCUGAAAUUCAAUUUUUAGGAGAUAUAAAAAAAAAAACAUAUUUUUUAACAAAAUUUUUUUCUAUGGCUCAAUCAUAUUUAAACUUUUCAACAGAUAUUUAUAGAUUUAUUAAUUUUAAAUGCAAUGAAUAUGAAGAAAUCAAAAAAAACUAUUUAAAUAACAUUAUGAUAAAUAAUAUAUAUACACAAAAUUUAUCUAUUCCUUAUUUGGGUCCCAUGGGUAUACAAAUGGAGGGCCCUCAUGGAAAUAUGAAUAAUACGAUAUUUGUUAAUAAUUCGAAUAUAGUAAAAAAUGAAAAUACUAUAGAAAAUGGAAACCUUUCCGAAGAAAAUAAAGACAAUAUAUCUAAUGGAGUCAAUAAUAUUAUCGAUAAUACCCUAAGUAUAAACUUUGAUGAGGGCAAUGAUGAAAAUUCUAACGAGAUGCUUAUAGAUUUGGAAAAGGAAUUCGAAACAGAUAAUGAAAAUGAUUCAAAUUUAAAAAGAAAAUCACAUAAUUCGAAUAAAAUAAACUUGGUAACUGAUCACGAACUAGUUAAUUAUUCAUAUCCUCUUGAUACCACAUAUGCUAACCAAAUAGAAAAUACUAAUGAAUCAAUUUUAAAUAUUCAAACAAAUACAAGUAAUAUCGAAGAGGCUAAUAAUAAUGCCAUAUUCGCAUCAUUGGAGAAUGAUACUAGCUAUUUAGAAGGCAUUUCAGGAGGUAAGGAUAUGUCUGAAAUACAAAAUAACAAUUUAAUUUUCUAUCUAGAUCAAGAUAAUUCCUUUUUAAAUAAACCUAAUGAUGAACAUAAUAUAGACAUGGUACAUUAUUCUGAAUCAACCGAGUCAUUAAAUAAUAAUACAAACAUAUCGAAUGAACAAAAUAUAUUAGCUGAUAAUUUAGAUCAAUUUUAUAAUAAAGAUGAAAAUGAUGAUUUGGAUUUGAAUUUAGAUGAUGAUGAAGAUAUGCUUUUUCUAAAUGAUGAUAUACUAAAUAACGAUCUCAAUAAAAAAACGAAAAAAAAAAAAAAAAAUAACAGUAAUGAUAUAAAUAAAAACGAUAAUGCAUCAAAAAUAUAUACAACUAAACACCCACCUUUAUAUGAUGAACAAAAUAUGCCAAAUAAUAUUAAUCAAACUAAUUAUUUACAACCGAAAUUAAAAUAUAUAUCUCCAGAAGAUGAAAUGAUUUUUAAAUUUAUAUCUGAAAAAACAUUUAAAAAAUAUGAAAAUUAUGUAACACAUUUUUUAGACAAUUAUUUUAAGGAGCGCGAUUUUAAUAACAAUUACCAAAUUAAAAAAGAGUCACAAGAACCUGAAAAAAAAAUUGCAGAUUCCAUGAUAUCAGAAAUUACUUCUCAGUUUAAAAUAAAAAAGGAAGAACCAAACAAUAGUAGUGAUAUGUUUGAGAGAGAAAAAAAAUAUGAUGGAUCAGAUAUUCACGAAAUGAAUAAUAAUCAUGAAGAACAAAUUCAAAAAUCAAGAAAAGGUAGAAAAUUUUGUGGGGAAGAUUUAAUAGAAUUUCAAAAUGUAAAUAAGAAAAAAAAAACUAAUUUAGAAUAUUCAAAUGAAAACAAUAACGCAAAUAAAAGCUGUGCAAACAUAUCAAAUAACAAAUUAAACUAUAACGACGGAAAUGAAAAAUAUAUCAACGAAUAUUAUGAAACAUUUUUUAUUCCCAAAAAUUUAAAGGAAAAUAAUUUUCAGGACAAUGAUAAACAAUUAUAUUAUUUAGUAACUAUACUAGACGAAAUACAUUAUGUGUUUUAUAAACUUUUUGAUGACUUUAAAGCAAAUAAAAUAAAUGAAAAAAAUGAAGACUCAAAAAUAUAUAAUUAUUUUUUACGAUAUCCAAUAGUUAGAACCAUAUUAAGGGAAUUCCGAAAAAAAAUUUUAAACAAUUGUACGUUUAACAUAUCCCAUUUACCUGAUGACAUACAAAGAAGCGAUUUUAUAGACAACAUUUUUAAACUUGGAGGGUUUAUAAAUAAUAACAAUUACAGCCACAUGUUGACAAUAAAUAACCCAUUAAAAACUGAAAGUGCAGAAAAAACAAAAUGCUCAAAUUUAAUGCUAAUUGAAAGAGCUUUAUAUACUUGGAAAUUUCCUGAUGCAAAAUAUUAUGACAUGAACACAUGGAAACAGCCAUACAGAAAUUUCUGGGAUGUCCUUGAAUAUGAAGAAAAAAAUUAA
Messenger RNA from Plasmodium yoelii, 3756 nucleotides. RefSeq names its product NLI interacting factor-like phosphatase, putative. The coding region runs from base 1 to 3756 and encodes 1251 amino acids. Gene Ontology annotation, molecular function: RNA polymerase II CTD heptapeptide repeat phosphatase activity. The transcript has 3 exons. Lineage: Eukaryota; Apicomplexa; Aconoidasida; Haemosporida; Plasmodiidae. The record is from RefSeq and is a predicted model, not a curated record.